Messenger RNA from Pyrenophora tritici-repentis Pt-1C-BFP, 693 nucleotides. Its product is annotated as DUF2052 domain containing protein. The record is from RefSeq and is a predicted model, not a curated record. Lineage: Eukaryota; Fungi; Ascomycota; Dothideomycetes; Pleosporales; Pleosporaceae.
AUGGCGCCUCUCGUCCUCCGACCUGCGAAUGCGCCGGAUGCCGCAAAGCACCCCGCCGCGACAUACACAACCGAGGAUAUGGACAUGGACGACGACGUAGAUGAUACCCUUCUGCGCGAGCAAAUGCGCCAGCAGCAAGAUGAACGCGCACAACGACUCCAAGCAAAAAACCGGCGUAAACGCUACCUCGAAGUGCAUCCCGAGUACUUCUCCGAUGCCUCGCUCGAACUCGCCGAUCCGCUCCUUUACGACCGCCUCAUACGCCGCUUCCAAUCAGCAUCAGAGCGCGAAGCCGAAGGACGAAAAAAGGGCUUCUCAGGUCAAAUGUCCGCGGAUCUCUGGCGCGCAGAGGCGAAGAAAGACGCGCUGUCGCAACCCGACCCCAACUCGCUCUUCACAUAUAGCCGCGGACCGCAAGGGGAGAUUGUAGAAGAAGACAAGGACGAUAUCCCCAUGACAAAAGAGGAAGGCCAGGCAUGGUGGGUGGACGAGAUGACACAACGCUUUCUACGAGGCGGCGACGACGACUUCGACUAUGCCAAGCUCGUCGACGGCAAUGCCCAGUACGAUGAUCCAGAGCAGGAGAGGGAUUUGGAAGAGGCCUACUUUGAGAGUAUGGAGAGCGAUUUUGAUUCGGAUGGGGAGGGCAAGGAGAAGGUGUUGGUGGGGGAGACGGGUAUACAGGAUUAUUGA